UGAUUCACCUUUGACCUCUAGUUUGAUUUCAAAAUGGCCCAGUUUCUAUCACAGGAACAGAUCAACGAGUUCAAGGAGUGUUUCUCCUUGUACGACAAACAGCACAACAACCGUAUCAAUACGCGGGACCUGAAGACUGUGAUGCGGUCCCUGGGACUGGCCGUCACUGAGGGGGAGGUCAAUGCUUACAUCAAGGAGUUCGACAAAGGCAGGAAAGGUUACAUCAACUUCUCAGACUUCCUGUCCAUCAUGCACCAGCAGCUGCAGAAGGAAGACCCCGCUAAGGAGAUCCUGGAUGCUCUCAAGUACACGGACAGACAGGGGCGGGGCUUCAUCAUGGCAACCGAGCUCAGGCACUGUCUCACCAAGACUGGGGAGAGGCUCACUAAUCGGGAAGUUGACCACAUGUUACGAGAGGCAAACAUCCAGCCCAACGGAGUGGUGAAGUAUCCUGAGUUUGUGAAACAGAUUACCCUGCCUCUACCUGACUACUGAGGACAUGGGUCCUUCCAUGGAGGGGGCAUAUCACUCCUAGAUAACUUAAUUAAGCAGCGAAAUUUAGUGUUAGUUGAUACAUGUAAUAGGGCAGAAUCAUUGCUAUAGAGAGACAACAAUCUUUUUAUCAGUAUUCCCAAACUUAAUUUCUUCACUGAGGUGGAAUUUUUUAAAAACCUGUUUUUACCUGUAGAUGAAUUUUGCUUACUGAAGUACAUUGUAAAUUUAUUAGGUAUUUCGAAUGUUCAAUUGUAGUGUUAAAGGCUUAUUAUUUGUGCUGGAUGACUCACACAUAAAAUUAGAAAAAUUAAUAUCUGUUUAACGAACAGUUACAAGUAUGUAUACAUGUAAUUUUUUAAAUAAUG
Messenger RNA from Branchiostoma belcheri (Belcher's lancelet), 860 nucleotides. Its product is annotated as calmodulin-like protein 4. The coding region runs from base 34 to 495 and encodes 153 amino acids. The transcript is spliced from 5 exons. Lineage: Eukaryota; Metazoa; Chordata; Leptocardii; Amphioxiformes; Branchiostomatidae. The record is from RefSeq and is a predicted model, not a curated record. Gene Ontology annotation, cellular component: myosin II complex; cytoplasm. Gene Ontology annotation, molecular function: calcium ion binding; myosin heavy chain binding.